AUGUUGGGUAUCAAAAGAUCAACGACAACGUUGAUAUCUUUGAAUAGCUCACAUAACUUGGCAUUAUCAACAUCAAUACGAUCAUUUGUUACACAGCAUCUACAACAUCAAUCAUGGACGACUACUCAUACAUCUACAUCGACAUCGACAUCGACCUCGACCUCGACCUCGACAACAACAUUGAUCAAUAACUCACAAACAUACUCAUAUUCACAACUUGUGAGACAUUGUACGACGACAACUUCGACGACUCCGCCAACGCCAUCAGCACCCACAUCGACGACGACACAGCCAACAACAUCAACAUCAACAUCAACAUCUGAUCUUGACGAGAUCAGAAAGCACCUCAAUCAUCUGCGCCAGGUCGAGAGUAUCGCCAAGAAACACACGGACUUCAUCACUGAACUACGCGAGGAUAUUGGACAGCUAAUCGAAGCCAAUGAGAGACUCUUGGAGAGGCCGCAUCUCCAUCACCUGGGCAAACUGAUACCCGAAUUGUUCAGCGAGCAGCAGCUGAAGGAAUUGGAGUCCUACAUCGAGAACAAUCAACAGAAACCCUCCGAGAUGUACAGGGAGCUGCGUUCGCAGGGCCAUAGAGAGGUCGUUGAAACGGCCAACAUUCUUAAGAGGCUCUCCAGCUACUUUAAUAAGAAGUUGGUGCUUCCAACUUCGGAUAUUCAAGAGAGAGCAGUGAAUGAGGUUGUUGUCAAGGAUAUUGAGUUGCCGACGCAAACAAAGAUAUAUCCUCCCAAGCCUUUGGUGAAGGGUCAGCAGCAGCCAGGUGUCGCCGACACUCCAGAAUCAACUACAGAUGCCAAUCCAGAAGAGACUGAGGAGGCCUCCAUUCAAUCGCAACAGAGACAACUACAACAACAAUUGGUCAUGCAACAACAGAUGCUACAGAGUCUGUUACAAAUCCAACAACCACAGACACAGACACAGACACAGCCACAGACAAAGGAUGGAAAGGCACAGUCGUCAAUUGAGGACGUAGAUGAUAUUAUAAAGAAGGCGAAGCAAAAGUCAGUGCAACAGGAACAGCAACAGCAACAACAACUACAAUUACAACAACAACUACAACAACAACAACAACAUCUACAACAACAACAACAACAACAUCUGCAGAAACAACUGCAACAACAAUACCAAGAGAUGAAGAAAAAGAAGAAGGUGGAAGAAGUAAUAAUAAUAGAGGAUGAAGUGGAAGUGGAAGAGAAAGAGAAAGAGAAGGAUGAAGAGGAACAGGAACAGGAACAGCAGGCCGAAGGAACGACAUACUCUCCACUGCUGCCAGAGUUUUACCUUCAGAAGCAACAGAAGCUGCAGAAGAUGCAGCAGCAGCAGAAGAUUCAGAAGCAACAACAUAUAAAUCCUCUACAACAACAACAACAGAUCGCGCAGCAACAAGCCCAGCAGCAAUAUAAUCAAUCCAAGCAGCAGUCCUCAAGGGCCAUCCGCAUCGAGAAGCAACAGCAGCCCGAUCAGGCGAUGUCACAACAACAACAACAGGACAAGCAACAACAGAUGGUGCAAAGAAUGCAUCAGCAACAUCAGGAGAAGCAACUACAGCAGCAACAGCAACAGCAACAGCAACAGGAUCAGCCGCGUACUCAACGCCCGCCAAGGGAGGCCGCUUACAAGAAGAGUCCAGAUCAGCUGCGAUACCUGAGCGAGUCAAUUACCCUCCCCAAGGUUGGUCAUUGGAGAUCCAUCAAGCUACAGGAGAAUACACUGGCCACGCCAAUUCCAUCGACACCAAAUGAGCCCGAGAAGCAGGACACACACUCGCGCUACCAGUCCGAGCAGGCCGGCCAGUCAGCGAGCAGCCUGGCCGACUUGCUGAGCAUCCGCAACCUCGCCAUCCUUGCAUCAAUCGCCGGCGCCCUGUUCCUCUACGAGGACUUUGCCAAGAUGGUUCGCGACAGCAGUCCGUGGCGUGGACUGCGCGUGAUGGUAACAGGCAUCAAGGUCACCAUCUACUACAAGUACUACCUGUACGGCCUGGAACGCACGGACAAGGCAUUCGCCGAACAGCUCAAGAUCGCCAACAAGAAGGCAUCGGAUGCCAUCGUUGAGCUGUGCAAGCAGAACAAGGGAGUCUUUAUCAAGUUUGCCCAGAUCCUCGCUUCACUCGACCACCUGCUGCCACGCGAGUACACUUCGGCCUUGGCCGCCUUCCAAGACCAUGCCCCAUACGAGCCCUUCGAAGAGGUGGUUCGUCUAUUCAAGGAGGAGACUGGCAAGCAUCCAGAUGAGAUCUUUGAGGACUUCCACAGAGAACCAAUAGCAAGUGCAUCAUUGGCACAGGUACACAAGGCCAAGUUAAGGCUGCCAAAUGGUGAGACAAGGGAGGUGGCCGUCAAGGUUCAAUAUCCAGACCUGACAAGUCGAUUCGAGAAGGACCUCCAAUCGAUAUUCAAUGUCAUGCUAUACAUCAACUGGAUAUUCCCAAGGUUCGAGUUUGGAUGGCUGUUGCCAGAGGCUGAGCUAUGCCUGACACAGGAAUUGGACUUUGUUAAUGAGGGCAGGAACUCGGAGAAGAUCGCAUCGAUGUUCACUCACAAUAAGCAACUCCACAUACCCAAGGUUUAUUGGGAGCAGACAAGCACGAGAAUCCUGACGAUGGAGUUCAUACAUGGUGUGCGCAUUGACGAUAACAAGGGUCUGGCGCGACUUGGCGUCGACGCCAACCAGGUUUACUCGCUGUUCUCCGAGGUGUUUGCCGACCAGAUCUUUGUGCAUGGAUUCCUGCACAGCGAUCCACAUCCCGGCAACAUCCUGGUGCGUCGCAUGCCAAACAGCAGCAGCAGCAGGCCCCAGAUGGUGCUCCUCGAUCACGGCCUUUACAAGCAGAUCGACGAGACUGUGCGUCUCAACUUCUGCAUGUUCUGGAAGGCACUGUGCACUGGCGAUGCCAAGGCCAGCGAGCACUAUGCACGCGAGCUUGGCGCUGGCGAGUACUCCAAGUAUCUCGGCAAUCUACUCAAUCUCAGACCAGAGAACUCCAGGGAGAAUCUAAGGAUCAUGAAGCGCGAGCUUGGCGACAAUGCAAUAGUGGCCAUCACAGAUAUCCUUAAGAAUCUACCCAAGGAAAUAUUACUCGUACUCAAGACAAACAACUUGAUCAGACAGAUAACUACACACUUCAAGAUUGAGAAUGGAUAUAUGAUCAUGGCCAGGUCAUGCAUCAGGGGUAUCUACAAGUCGAACAAUAUCUUCUCCAAGUUGAGCUACUAUCUUCAUCUUGCAUUCUUCAACAUUGCCAUGCGACUCAUGGGCAGGUUGAGAAAGCAAACUGUUGAUACUGCUACUGCACAAGCUUCAAUGUCUCCACAUCAUUAA
Molecule: messenger RNA, 3342 nt
Organism: Acytostelium subglobosum LB1
Lineage: Eukaryota; Evosea; Eumycetozoa; Acytosteliales; Acytosteliaceae
Exons: 5
Coding region: 1-3342 (1113 amino acids)
Source: RefSeq, a predicted model, not a curated record